Messenger RNA from Nicotiana tabacum (common tobacco), 353 nucleotides. The record is from RefSeq and is a predicted model, not a curated record. NCBI's taxonomy places the organism in Eukaryota, Viridiplantae, Streptophyta, Magnoliopsida, Solanales, Solanaceae.
GACAGCGUGGGAGAGAGGACUGACACUGUCGAUGUGAGAAAACUUGAUCGGAAUACACGCCAGCUUGUCGUCGAUAGAGCAAUGGCCACUUCCGAGCAGGAUAACUACAAGUUGCUUUCCGGCGUUAAAGAGCGCCUCGAUAGUGUGGGAUUGGAGGUUCCUAAAGUUGAAGUUCGAUACGAGGACAUAACAAUCACAGCAAAUGUGAAUGUUGGCUCCAGAGCUUUGCCUACUUUAAUGAAUUCUGUCCGCGAUGUCAUUGAGAAUAUAUUGACUCGACUGAGGAUAUUCCGCCCUAAGAAACACUCUCUAACCAUUUUGAAUAACAUCAAUGGUGUUGUAAAACCUGGAAG